Molecule: messenger RNA, 1447 nt
Organism: Diprion similis
Lineage: Eukaryota; Metazoa; Arthropoda; Insecta; Hymenoptera; Diprionidae
Product: odorant receptor 49b-like
Exons: 5
Coding region: 1-1257 (418 amino acids)
Biological process (GO): detection of chemical stimulus involved in sensory perception of smell; sensory perception of smell
Cellular component (GO): plasma membrane
Molecular function (GO): olfactory receptor activity; odorant binding
Source: RefSeq, a predicted model, not a curated record
AUGACUACAGCCAAAACUGACUCAUUCAGUCAGGCGAUUCGUACGAAUGUGGCUCUGCUAAAAUUUUCCGGAACCAUUCCGAUGGACGAUGAUAUUCCCUCGAAGAAGCUCCUCAGCUACGGCUUGACCAUCAUUUCCGGCGCAGCUCUGAUACUUCACACUUCGGCCUACAUCUACGAUUUUGUUAUUCACGCGGCUUUUUUGGAGACAGCAAUCGAGUCCUUCGCCUUGAUAAUCUCCCUUUUCGGAGGACUUGUACGUUACCUGAUUGCCUACUGGUUGCGGGGAAAUAUGCAAGAAAUAUUACAGAUCCUUGACGAUCUCUGGAAAAGUGCGUCUGGCGAUGAACGUCGAUGUGUCAGUUCGCAAAUGAAAGGAGCAAAAAACCUCACCUUCUUCUUUCUGUCGCAGUGCAUAUUCACAAUAUUUUUUUACACAAUCGCGCCACUCUUCCUCAAUUUACACGACAGUAACUCAAACGUGACCAGAAUUUUACCCUACGCCUUUUUUUUCGAGGUAAAUCAGUCACCUUGCUACGAAAUUCUCUACUUCAUUCAGGUUUUUAGUAUGCUUAAUGUCGGCGUGACUUGUGUCGGCAUUGAUAUGGCUGGACCACUUUUGAUAGCAACCGUCUGCGGACACUUGAAAGUUAUCCAGAAUCGAUUCAGGAGUAUGGAACAGUCGAUGAAGAUUCGAAGGAAUUACAAGAGCGGUGAAAUCAUUCCUCGAAUCUGUAACCACUAUAACCAAGCAAUAGUAGAUCGAAGGCCAGAAAUACGAAUAAAUGAUACUGUGGAAACAUCGGUUUCGUCUGAACUUAAUUCUUGUCUUAAUUAUCACAGAAUCAUUUUCAAAAUAUGCAUGCACAUCGAACACUUAACAAACAUCAUAUUUCUCACACAACUUGUUGGGAGUACUUACAUCUUAUCAGCUGUCGGAUUUAAAUUGACAGGGAAUGACCAGGACAAAUUCAAGUACUCUUCGCAGAUUGUCAUCGGAGUAGUUCAACUCCUAAUAUGCAACUGGCCACCGGACGUCCUGAUGACAGAGAGCCAAGCAAUUGCAGACGCUGCUUACUUUGUCCCGUGGUAUCAGUGGCCAAGUGACCUUCAAAAAUCCAUUCAAAUUGUGAUUCUGCGAGCUCAAAAACCGAUCCGACUGACAGCUGGCAAAUUCAUGUACUUGUCUCUGGAAACUUUUGCAUCGAUGGUCUCAUCAGCAGUCUCUUUCUUCACGGUGCUAAGAUCAUUCAAUUAGGACAAAUGAUCGUAAUCGGCAAAUUCCAUACGUUGACGAAAAAAUAAUUUACUGAGCUUAUUUCAAUUCGAAUACAUAUCCUGUGGACACUUCCUAAUUUUUGAAUUUUUCUUUCCGCUUUUGUCAUUGCAGCACCAAUGUGAAACCCUGUCAAAUCUCGAUUACGAUAUUUGAUUAGCGAGUCUUUCAA